AUUAAGCGGCUAUGAAGCAACUCAGGCCACUGCAGCCUCAAAACCUAAGUCAAAGUAACACUUGAUUUGUUGUUUAUCAUCAAUAAAUCUAAACAUAAAUGACACUGAGCUGCCAGCCACUGAAACCGGUAGCUCGUGCGAGGAAUCAGCAUCGUCCUCAGCUUGUCAGGGCCCUCGCAAGCCCGAACCCAGCCGUUUUGGAGGGUUAUAUGCGGAAAUGAUUUUGGCCAGUCACACAGUGACCUUGUUUCGUCAUGAACCGGCUGCCCGAAACCCGCCCACGCCGUCGCACCGGCUUUCGUCGGUAUUCGGACGCGGGCGCUGGUCGCGACUUGCAUGCGCGGCUGCUGCCCAUGGGGCGGAUGCAGGCGACAGAGUCGGGAGCCAACGGGCGCAGGGGCGCACACGAGCCAGCCCGGCACGUCGCCCCUCUGCUGAUGAACCGCAGCAGCGAGGACCUGACCCAACAGCUCCAGCAGCGGGAGCUCGGACGCGUCCUUCUUCUCAGCAGCUGCUGAGGAGGGGGCGCCAGCCGCAGCCUGCCAGGCGGCGUGAGCAUGAGGACAACCAACAGCAGGCGGAGCCGGGGUCCGGCCACUUAGCGGAAGCGGACGCACACUCUGAUGUGGAUCCGACAGACCUGCCUCCACAGUGGCAUUUCGGGGCCGGUGGCGGCGCUAGGAACGCCCGACGCCACGCAGGUGCCCAACAUGUUGGCGACGACGGCAGGCACACCGGCAGUAGCAGUGGCAGUAGCAGCGGCGGAGGCAGGCUCACAGGCAGCAGGAGUGCCCUGUUCGCUGGGUACCACGAUGACGAUGAUGAUUACGUUGACUCUGGUGACUAUGGCGGUGGGCGGCUUGUGGAUCGAUUGAAUCCGGAGAUGGCGGAGGAGCUGCGGCGGCUGGAACGGCAGUACGGCUCAGCCAACCGCACGGACGACAGUUUCCGCAGCCGCCAGUCGCGAUUGGACCGAAUCAUGGCCGCCCGCCAGUCAGUGUACGGCGCCCGCCACCGGGACGCGGAUGUACGGCUGUUGGCGUUACGGCGGGAGCUGGCGGCCGAGGGGCGGCGGCGGCGGCGCGGGCGCUUCGCUGCCGAUGAUGCGCUGCCGCGGCGCAGCACGUGGCACAAGCUGGCGGCGGGAAUGCAGCGGACCAUACUGCACGAGCGCUGUGUCGCGCUAGAGCUGGCGCUGGCAAGCGGCGGCGCCGCUGUUUCUGGCGGGACCCUGUCGUACGAUGGCGCGCGGCGGCUGUACCUGGCGGCGCCACAACUGCUAACCGACAUAACGUACGGCGUGGCGGCGCGGCUGCGAGCACUGGCGGUGGCGGUGGCGGGGACGGUUGAGCAGGCAGCCGCAGCGAUCUCAGCACGGCCGCUGCUGUGCUCACUGCGGGUGGACCGACUGGAGGCGUGUGCGGCGGAGCUGGCGGCGUGGCUGGCUCAGGGCGGACCACCGCAGCCCCUGCACCGGGUGGUGGCCGCGCUGGCGGCGGAGCCUUCGCUGGCCGCGCAGGGCCCCACGCCACUUCUGGCAAGGCUGCAGGUCCUGGCGACCAGCUGCCGCCUGUCUAGGGAGGGCGCGCUGCAGCUGCUGCUGCGGGCGCCGCGGCUGAUGGCGCUCGAGCCCGCCGCAAUUGCGCAGCGAGCCGCCGGCAUGCAGGCCGCCCUGUCGCCGCCCACAGCCGCCACCACUGCGGCCACGGCGGCCUCUACUCCAGCAACCUCGUCUGCUUCCUCUUUGCCGUCGCCGGCGCCAAGACAGGCUGGCGGCCAGGCCGAGGGAGUGAGGAGUAUCGGGCUGGUGCGGCCGACCUCAGCGGGCGUGAGCGGCGGCGCGGGUGGCGGUGUGCACGUGGCUGCGUCGUGCCCGGGGCUGCUGCUGGCGAGCAAGGAGCAGCUUCAGGAGCGGCUGGCGCAGCUGCAGCAGCUGCUGGCGCUGUCUCAUGGUCAGGCGGUACAAGUGCUCACCGCGCAGCCCGCAGUGGCGCUGCUGCCGGCUGCAGCGUUGGCAGCCGCUGUCGAUUGCCUUUGCAGCUGCCUGGACGGCGGCAGUGACAAUGACAGCGAGGAGAGAGAGGAGGUAGAGCCAGCAGCAUCGCCAGGAGGUGGUGGGAGCAGUGGAGCACGCUCGGGGGCAGCAACCGGCACCACGUUUCCGCAGCUGCAGCUGCAGCUGCCACCGCCGCAUGUCCAGGGCCUGGUGCUUCGCUGCCCCGACGUGCUACUGCUGAAGCCCCGGACUGCUACUGCCGCCCUGGAGGCGCUCACAGUCAUGGCUGCAGAGCUGACCGCCCCCAGUGCACCUUUCUACGACGUGCCCUCUCGCGCUGCGCCCAUGAGCGGCCUUGUCAACAACGGCCGGAGCAGCACAAGCACCAGCAGCGCCGCCACGACGCAUCGGGGGCGCAGCCGGGAGCAGCAGGAAACACAAGGCCAGCAGCUGGGGACCAGUCCACGCGAAUCGGGCGGCCAGGGAGGCCUGGAGGUUGAAGCUGCGGGAGGUUUGCAGGAAGCUAGGAAUGCCGCGGCUGCCCUGGUGCUGCGCGAGCCGCGGCUGCUGCUAUGUCGCGUGGUGCCCCUCGGCUCGGAGCCAGGCGCGGCGCUGGCGCCCGCCGGUGCGCGAGAGCGCCAGCGAAGCGUGAUGUCAUGGGUUGAGGCACUGGACGGGGCACAGGAGAAACUCAGCCUUGACCCCAUGGCGGUGGCGGCCGAAGGGCCGUACUGGCCCCGGCCGGUGGCGCCCAGCCCGCUUGCACACCUGCUGCAAGGCGACCUGCAAGAGAGCCCGGGGGCCGCGGCGCCUCCUGGUGACGUGGGCGAGCUGGCCGCAGCAUCGGCGCGGCUGGCGGCGGCGGCCGCCGGCGCGGCGCCGCCGCCGGUCGACGUGGGGCUCCGCUUCGCAGAGCUGCAGAAGCUGCUGAUGCUACAGCCGCAGACGGGCCGAGCAUCAGGCUCGGCUGUAGCACCACAAGCACGGGCGUGGCUGUGGGAGCAUGUGCUGUUGCCGCAGCCGCGGCUGCUGCUGGCGCCGUCGGCGCAGCUGCAGGCGACGGUGGCGGCUCUAGGCAGCUGGUUCUCAGUGUCACCGCAGGCGCUAGCGCCGCUCCUGCUGCCGGGCCUCGUCGUCGCCGGCCCGCACGGGCUGCCGGUACUGCUGCCGCAGCCACGGCCGCCAGCCGUCAAGCGCACAGGGCAAGAGGUGGCGCUGCCGAAGAGCCACGUGACACUGCUAACAUGGACGGCAGAGGAGGUGUCUGCGGCCGGGUACCGCGUGUGGGCCUGGCUGGGUGGCGCUGGCGCUGGCGGUGCGGCGGCGGCGGACCUUGCAGCGGUGCUUCGUGAGCUGCCGGGGCUGCUGCACGACCCGCCCACCAUGCGCGCCUGCGCUCUGGUGCUUAAUGCGCUGGUGGCGGAAGCAGCACCACCGGCCGGCCCUUCUGGAGGCCGAGACGAGCUUCCAGCUUGGGUCACUGCCUUCGCUACCAGGAGCCCAGCGGGCAGCGUGUCUGCCGCUGCGGGUGGCACCGAGACGCUGCCGGGCUCGCGCGGCUUGGCCGGAGCUGCGGUCCCGGCUAUGCCCCCGCUCGCCUGCGCGCUGCUGCUGCGCUUCUCGCAGCAGCUGCUGUCGCCGCCGCUGCUGCGCCUGCUGCUUGGCCCCGGCCUCGGCCCCGGCCUGAAUGCCGACCUGCAGCGGGGGGGCGGCGGUGGCCACGGCGACAGCUGGGUUGCUGGCAGUAGCACAAUAGCAGGCGCAUUGCGCCAAGGCGGCGUCAUCGGCGGCAUGCAGCUGGAGCAGGUGGUGGGGCAGCUCGUGCAGCUGCUCGGCGUGGGAUCGCUGGCGGCGGUGGUGCUGGUGCUGGCGAGCGGCGGCGCGGCGGCGGAGCAGGUGGAGCAAGUUACGGCUGCGGGCGCCGAGGCGCAGCAGCGCGUGUUGACCGCGCUGGAGCUCACCACGCAGGCCGGCAGCGGCUGGGCGCGCGAGCGGCAGCGGUUUCUGCAGGGCAGCACCUCGGGACCGGCGGCAGUAGCAGCUGCAGCAGGUGGCGGCGGCGAGGACCUGGACGCGGUGGCUGUGGCGGCGGCGGAGCUGCUGCUGCCGCUGCAGCACUGGCGGCGCGUGCCGCGAAUGGAGGCGCUGGCGGCGGCAGUGCACCGCAUCCGCAUCACCGUGCACAACGGCCACGCCUGCGCGAGGCUGUCAGCUACACGGCGGUGCUGCAGCUGAGUGAGCCGGAGUGGGAAGAGCUGGCGGCGGAAAUGCGGCUGUGAAG
This is a messenger RNA of Chlamydomonas reinhardtii, 4277 nucleotides long. RefSeq lists its product as uncharacterized. The coding region runs from base 218 to 4231 and encodes 1337 amino acids. The record is from RefSeq and is a predicted model, not a curated record. NCBI's taxonomy places the organism in Eukaryota, Viridiplantae, Chlorophyta, Chlorophyceae, Chlamydomonadales, Chlamydomonadaceae. The transcript is spliced from 11 exons.